CUACGUAUAACUGAGUGAAGUUUGGUGUGUCCAUAUAAAUUGAUUAUAUACUUAGAAGCCUAUUUCAUUAUGGAUAAACGGUGGACUCAGUGUGACUGCAAGACAACAAUAGAAAAUGUCUUGGAACCAUUUGAGAAAAAGCUCAAGGAAUUGAAUUGGAGCGACAACACCCAAAAGGUUCAAAUCAAAAUCUUCAAGAGGUACUCAUGGAGAUUGAAGCAGAUUAUCAACAUUCUGCUAUACCAACUUGAAGAGCUCGGUUUCAAAGAGGACGAGUUCAGAAGGUUGAAUGACAAGGUUAAACAGCUACAACAGAAAAAUUGUGACCUUAACACACAGAUUAAAGCAGAUGCUCAAAAAAUAGCUGAUGAUGGCAGUAAAAUAAGGAAACUUCAGCAUGAUCAGGAAGUCUCCCUCCAUGAGCUCGGUAUCAAAGAGGAUGAGGUCAGAAGGUUGAAUGACAAGGUUAAACAGCUACAACAGAAAAAUUGUGACCUUAACACACAGACUGAAACAGAUGCUCAGAAAAUUGCUUAUGAUGGCAGUAAAAUAAAGAAACUUCAGUAUGAUCAGGAAGUCUCCCUCCAUGAGCUCAGUAUCAAAGAGGAUGAGGUCAGAAGGUUGAAUGACAAGGUUAAACAGCUACAACAGAAAAAUUGUGACCUUAACACACAGAUUGAAAUAGAUGCUCAAAAAAUAGCUGAUGAUGGCAGUAAAAUAAAGAAACUUCAGCAUGAUCAGGAAGUCUCCCUCCAUGAGAUGACCACCAGAGAUCAGGUCAUACUGAAGCUACGGACUGACCUAGUUACGAUGCAAGAGAAAGAUGCAAGAUGUUUGAAAGAGCUAAAGAUCAGAGAAGAUGAAGUCAAAAGGUUAAAUAACAAGGUUGCACAGUUACAACAAGAAAUUCUUGAUCUUAACAGACAGAUUCAAAGGGAUUCAGAAAAGAAGCUGCAGCAUGAUCAGGAAGCCGCCCUUCAAAAGGUAAAUAAAGACAUUCACUUAUUAAAAAUGAUCAGAAGAAGAGAGGAGUCCAUUGAACAGCUGCAGGAGGACCUUGAGGAAUCCAAAGCUCAGCACAGUGCUUGUUACAACGAGCUUUUGGAGAGUUUGACACAGAAUGACAUUCAGUGUGUGAAGAACGAAAAAAACUCACAAGAAAUCACCCAGCUCCAGGAUCAGCUUCAUCAGAUCAAACAGGAACUCGCCAUUUCUCAGGAAAAACACAGAACCUGCCAAAAUGAGGUCAGAAGAAGAGAAGACUCCAUUGAACAGCUACAGGAGGACCUUGAGGAAUCCAAAGCUCAGCACAGUGCUUGUUACAAUGAGCUUUUGAAGACACAGAAUGACAUUCAGUGUCUGAAGAAUGACAACUCCCACAUGAAUCAGACCACCCAGGCCAAUUCACAAGAAAUCAACCAGCUCCGGGAUCAGCUUCAUCUGAUCAAACAGGAACUCGCCAUUUCUCAGGAAAAACACAGAACCUGCGAAAAUGAGGUCAGAAGAAGGGAUGAGUACAUUGAACAGCUGCAGGAGGACCUUGAGGAAUCCAAAGCUCAGUACAGUUCUUGUUACAAUGAGCUUUUGAAGACACAGAAUGACAUUCAGUGUCUGAAGAAUGACAACUCUCACAUGAAUCAGACCACCCAGGCCAACUCACAAGAAAUCAACCAGCUUCAGGAUCAGCUUCAUCAGAUCAAACAGGAACUCGCCAUUUCUCAGGAAAAACACAGAACCUGUCAAGAUGAGGUCAGAAGAAGUGAUGAGUCCAUUGAACAACUGCAGGAAGACCUUGAGGAAUCUAAAGCUCAGCACAGUGCUUGUUACAAUGAGCUUUUGAAGACACAGAAUGACUUUCAGUGUCUGAAGAAUGACAACUCUCACAUGAACCAGACCACCCAGGAUCAGGUUCAUCAGAUCAAACAGGAACUUUCCAUUUCUCAGGAAAAACACAGAACCUGUCAAAAUGAGGUCAGAAGAAAAGAUGAGUCCAUUGAACAACUAAAGGAGGACCUCGAGAAAUCCAAAGCUCAGUACAGUGCUUGUUACAAUGAGCUUUUGAAGAGACAGAAUGACAUUCAGUGUCUGAAGAAUGACAACUCUCACAUGAACCAGGCCACCCAGGCCAACUCACAAGAAAUCAACCACCUCCGGGAUCAGCUUCAUCAGAUCAAACAGGAACUCGCCAUUUCUCAGGAAAAACACAGAACCUGUCAAAAUGAGGUCAGAAGAAGAGAGGAGUCCAUUAAACAGCUACAGGAGGACUUUAUGAAAUUCAAAGCUCAGUACAGUGCUUGUUACAAUAUGCUUUUGAAGACACAGAAUUACAUUCAAUGUAUGAAGAACAACAAAUCGUGCAUGAAACAGGUCACCCAGACCAAUUUUCAGGAAACCAGCCAGCUCCAGGAUCAGCUUCAUCAGAUCAAACAGGAACUCGCCAUUUCUCAGGAAAAACACAUAACCUGCCAAAAUGAGGUCAGACUAUAA
Molecule: messenger RNA, 2487 nt
Organism: Ostrea edulis (European flat oyster)
Lineage: Eukaryota; Metazoa; Mollusca; Bivalvia; Ostreida; Ostreidae
Exons: 24
Coding region: 70-2487 (805 amino acids)
Biological process (GO): spermatogenesis
Source: RefSeq, a predicted model, not a curated record